GAGCUUAUCCGAAAUGCGCCGCCGCCGCCGCUCGAGCUCGAACUCGGCAGCCAUGGCCUCCCAACUAGGGCCACCGUCGCCGUCGCUGGCGCUGGCGAAGGAUUAUCCAGCGGCGACCGCCACCACCUUCACCGCCAUCAGCGACGACCUCCUCCGCGAGAUCUUCGUCCGCCUCCCCUCCCUCCCGAGCCUCAUCCGCGCCGCCCUCGCCUGCCGCACCUUUCUCCGCGCCGUCCGUUCGUCCCGCGCCUUCCGCCGCCGCUUCCGGGCGCUCCACCCGCCACUGCUCCUUGGGAACUUCACCGACCCCUGCCGCAUUGCCAUCCCUGCCUUCACCCCCUUCCGAAGCCGCUCCGACCCCGACCUGGCCGCGGUCGUCCGCGGCUCCGAUUUCUUCUUCACCCGCCUACCGGAGGUCGGCGACUGGGCGUUCAACGGCUGCUGCUCCGGCUACGACUUCCUCCACAACGAGAACACCGACCAGAUCGCUGCCUACAACCCCCUCACGCAGGUGCUGCAUAUUUUCCCUUACCCGCCUCAGGAGGCCUGCGAUCCCCGCUAUCUUGAUUUCCGCAUCAUCUUCUCGGAAGAGGACCGGAGGUCGUUCCGUGUGGUAUGUGUUCGUCGCCGCAGGCGGCGGCAGAGGACGCUGGCUCGCUUCUCUGUCUUCUCAUCAGACAGCAGAAAGUGGCAAUCUUUCUCGUGGGUGGACACCUCACUGCCGCAGCCUGGGGAUGAUGGAGGUGAUAAGUGCUUGCUCUCAUCUUACACUGCUACGCCGGUGGAUGAAUUUGAUAGAUUAGUCUACUGGAAACACAAAAAUCAAGCAUAUAUAGUCGUCCUCAACCCUACGACGCUGCAGUUAUCUCGAAUCGAUUUGCCGCCGCACUUGAAAGAUAUGGACGCCGUACAAUUUAAGCUUGGUCAGACCAAGGAUGGGAACCUCUGUAUGGCUUUCACAGAUCAGUUUGGUGCAAACGAGGGAACGCUCGCUGUUUGGUUUUGGAGAGCUGAUGGUGAUGGUGUUGAUAAAUGGAUGCCGCACAAGAUUUUCCCACUGAACAAAUUUGUUGAUUUCUCUAUGUGUUCAGAAGAGUAUGCUGUCACAGCGCAGGUUACCGGAGUCAUGGAUGAUUUUGUGCACGUGUCUGUUUAUUAUCAGAAUACCAAUUGCUUCCUAUCCUUUUGCCUGGAAACAGAGAAGGUCAACAAGCUCUUUGAAUAUAGACUUUGCGUCCGGCCCUACAUCAUGCCGUGGCCUUCUUCUUUGGUAUGCAACAAGGAGGAUUUAGAAACCAAGGUUACUGGAGACAGUAUGGCGGAUGGUGUCCCUGUGGGCACAGAAGAAACUCCCUCUGUUUUUGUCACAGCAUUACGAUCAUAUAAAGAAGCUCUGAUUAAUGGCGAUGUGGCAAAAGUUGCAGAGAUAGAGGCAUUUCUACUUUAUAUUGAGGAUGAGAAGAAGUCUCUAGUUGCAGAACUGACAAGUGCGAGAGAUUGUAUCUCGAGGAUAAGUGCCGGCAUUGAUGACUACAAGAGAAGGGAAGAAAUAGAGAGGUGAUGACUAGUUGACCCACUUCUUUGCCAGUUGAACCAGCCUCUUUGGAAUGAUCAUGAUGUAUUUCUUUCAAUGAGAUGAGCUUUUGUUUAGAUGUGUUGGUACUUUGGUUUUUGAGACAACCAUCAUGUGCUAGUUUCAAAUGCUUGUAGGGCUUGUCUGUUGUGCAAGGGAACGCUGGAGACGUAAGCUACGGCUAAUGAAUGUAACCAUCAGUAGGAUGGCAAUAUGGCCACUUAAUUUUCACUGGUGCUGUCCUUUUUAUUGUUUGUCUGGGUCUCAAGUCCUUUUGUAGCAUU
Molecule: messenger RNA, 1857 nt
Organism: Triticum dicoccoides
Lineage: Eukaryota; Viridiplantae; Streptophyta; Magnoliopsida; Poales; Poaceae
Exons: 2
Coding region: 14-1561 (515 amino acids)
Molecular function (GO): protein binding
Source: RefSeq, a predicted model, not a curated record